UCUAGACUGGGCGCGAGGAGAAGGCUGCCAAAGAGAGCGAGACAUCCACUGAUCAUUCACCUCAUCUUCUCGGAUACCUCCACGUUUUGGUUCUGCUGUGACCACGGCGUCCAAGGUGCACGGCGCGUUUUCUGCUCCGUCCCUGCCUUUCUUCAAGAAAGAAAUGGAAGAGGGCUCCAGUUGCCCGGGCUCCCCGGUGGACAGUCUGGAGACCAGCGAGGAGGAGCUGGACCGGCAGCAGAGACGCUUCCCGGCCAAGAGGAGGCAGAGCAAGAAGUCCAGCGGGGACAGCAGCGGCGGCAGCAGCCCGGGACCGGUCAAACGGGCCAAGAAGCCGAGUCCGAGCAGCAACCAGUCGUACGAGGAGCUGCAGAACCAGCGGUGCCUGGCCAACGUGCGCGAGAGGCAGCGCACGCAGUCUCUGAACGAGGCCUUCUCGUCGCUGCGCAAGAUCAUCCCCACGCUGCCCUCGGACAAACUGAGCAAGAUCCAGACGCUGAAGCUCGCCUCCAGGUACAUCGACUUCCUGUGUCAGGUGCUGCAGAGCGACGAGAUGGACAACAAGAUGUCCAGCUGCAGCUACGUCGCGCACGAAAGACUCAGUUACGCGUUCUCCGUGUGGAGGAUGGAGGGCGCGUGGUCGAUGUCAGCAUCUCACUAGCACCCAGAGGCCUUUGAUGCAAUGCCAAAGCGACUGUUUACUUCUACAAAGUAUGAGAACCAAAGGAAUUAUUGAAGAACCCAUCAACCUCAAAGGCAUCAGAGAGACGUAAUGUGACCUACAAACUCUAAAGGAAGUGUGUGUGUGCGUGUGCGUGUGUGUGUGUGUCUGAAAGAAGGGGAAAGACCUGCAGGCCGAAGGUGCAGCUCAGACUGUUUGUCACCAAAAGCCAUCCUUCAGUCCUGUUUAGAAGGAAAUAUCUCUAUAUAUAUUUUGUUUUCCAAAGACUUAAAAAGUAUAAAUAUAUAUAGAAGAAUGCAUUUUGUACAUACCUGUGUAACUACGCCUGUAGUCUGUAAAGGGACCAAUGCAAUUUCGAAACAUUUGCUGCAUGGAUUUGUUUCACUGACUUUCUUUAGUAAGUCUCCAAAAAUCCGUCCGAUGUACAUUUUCUGUUUUUGCUUAUUUAUU
Molecule: messenger RNA, 1132 nt
Organism: Pungitius pungitius (ninespine stickleback)
Lineage: Eukaryota; Metazoa; Chordata; Actinopteri; Perciformes; Gasterosteidae
Gene: twist2
Product: twist2
Exons: 2
Coding region: 164-661 (165 amino acids)
Biological process (GO): developmental process; regulation of transcription by RNA polymerase II
Molecular function (GO): DNA-binding transcription factor activity, RNA polymerase II-specific; RNA polymerase II transcription regulatory region sequence-specific DNA binding; protein dimerization activity
Source: RefSeq, a predicted model, not a curated record